GCUGAGGCCACAACCGCAGGAUAGACCUUGUUUCACCUCGACCAAUAACUAUGAGCAGUGCAUACCUCAUCGCUGUGGCCACAUUGUUUCUUGUGAUCGGAAUGGCCAGUGCCCUUACGACCGGCCCAAAAAGAGUGGUAGUGAGUGGUGCCGGGGGACAAACCGGCAAAUCCCUCUUUCGUCAAUUGCUCGAGGACGACGACUUCGACCCUAUUGGAUUGGUCCGAACCGAAACCAGCAAGGUUGCGGUGCUUGAAGAUUGUGGUGCUUCCAAGGCUCCCAGCCUKAUCGUCUGCGACGUGACCGAUGAGGCCGCCGUCAAGGCCGCCCUGGACUGGACCAGCGUCGACGCCCUGUGCAUCUGCACCUCGGGAACACCCCGGCCCACCGGGGAAACCACCGAGGAAGGCCGCCCGAUCUUCGGGUAUCCCGAGGGGGGCGAUCCCGAAAUCGUGGACUGGAUCGGCCAGAAACACCAGAUCGAUGCUAUGGCCGGGGUCGCCAGCGAUUCCGUUCGCCACGUUGUCGUCUGCUCGAGCAUGGGCGGGACGGACCCCGAUAACAUGCUCAACACGCUCGGGCGAACGAAGGAUCCGGAGACGGGAAAAGAGACGGGCGGAAACAUCCUUCUGUGGAAGCGAAAGUCUGAAAAGUACCUCAUCGAGAAGGCCGGGGCCAGCGUCGAUUCUAACCUCAGGUACACGAUCGUCCAUCCCGGGGGCCUGAUCAACGAGACCGGGGGAGAGCGCGAAUUGAUCGUCGGCGUAGACGACGACCGCGUUGGCUACGGCGGAGAGGGCUCUCCGAGAACCGUCCCCCGGGACGACGUGGCCAGGGUCAUGAUGGAAGCCUGCCGCAGCGUGGAUAUCUUCGGGAAUCGGUCCUUCGAUCUUCGAGCCCAUGAACCGGCCGCCGGCGACGAAGCCCCGGCCGUUGCAACCGAUUUUUCGAAGCUCUUGGAUCCGUUGGAAGGGAAGAACUGUGAUUAUUCCCUGGGAAAAUCGAUGUAAGGGCGCGCAUCGCUCGCUUCGAGCAAACAUCCACCAGUAACAGAUAUGUAUGAUACAUAGAGGUAACCGAUGAAGAGCAGAGGCUGCGACAAUACAUUUUGCAUAUGAAGUCUAUUCAUUAUCGCCUCUUCUGAUAGCCGAAGAUCAAAACUCCUAUUUAUAGUACGCAGUUACC
Molecule: messenger RNA, 1185 nt
Organism: Pseudo-nitzschia multistriata
Lineage: Eukaryota; Bacillariophyta; Bacillariophyceae; Bacillariales; Bacillariaceae
Source: the annotation of a GenBank genome assembly